This is a messenger RNA of Chenopodium quinoa (quinoa), 1869 nucleotides long. RefSeq lists its product as uncharacterized. Bases 1 to 1869 code for a protein of 622 amino acids. NCBI's taxonomy places the organism in Eukaryota, Viridiplantae, Streptophyta, Magnoliopsida, Caryophyllales, Amaranthaceae. Gene Ontology annotation, molecular function: zinc ion binding. The record is from RefSeq and is a predicted model, not a curated record. The transcript has 2 exons.
AUGUUGGAGAUUUUUAAAGCUAGGCCUCACUGGCCAGCUAAGGAAAUAAUUGAAGCUAUUAGGAGAGUUUAUAAUAUUGUGGUGAGUAGGGACUUUGCAUACAAAGUCAAAUUUCAUGCACAUAGAAUUCUCCAUGGCUCCAUGAGGGAGCACUAUAUGAAAGUUGAGAGGUAUAUCCAAGUUGUGAAGGAUUCUAGCCCUGGAACAAGUAUUGAGUUGGUGGUGGAUACUUCCAAGCAGAAAAAUCCACCUGUUUUCCAGAGACUCUACACCUGUUUUGAAGGAGUAAAUCAGGGUUGGAAGGAAGGCUGCAGAAAAGUCAUAUGCGUAGAUGCUGCUUUCUUAAAGACCUUUCUUGGUGGCCAAAUUCUAAGUGCAGUUGGCAGAGAUCCUAAUGAACAGAUGUACCCAAUAGCAUGGGCUGCAGCAGAAGGUGAAAACAACUCAUCUUGGACAUGGUUCAUCACCCAAUUGCAAAGUGAUUUGGAGCUAGGUGAUGGCACUGGGGUUGCAGUUAUAUCAGAUGAGCACCCGGCUAUUGUACAUGUUGUUGCUGCUGUCCUACCAAAUGCUGAACAUCGUCACUGUGCUAGACACAUUUUUUCACUGUGGCAUAAAUCCUUUAGAGGAGAUGAAAUGAAACUACAUUUCUGGAAAAUUGCUAAAUCCUACAACUUGGCAGAUUAUAAUGAGUGUUUAGAGGAGUUGAGAGAGUUAAAUCCAGAUGCAGCCAUAGCUUUCACUUCAUAUAACCCAAGACUAUUCUGUAGAGCUUACUUGAAUUCUGAAAUUAAGAUAGAUGCAAUCACAUCUAACAUGGCUGAAACAUUCAACUCAUACAUUAUUAAUGCCAGAACCAAGCAUUUGAUAUAUAUGUUAGAGGACAUCAGAGUGGCUUUGAUGCAGAGGUUAGUGACUAAAAGACAAGAAAUGCAGAAGUCAACCUCUGUUCUUUGUCCUAGAAUCCAUGCCAUGUUAGAAAAGGAAAAAAGUAAGGCUGCAUUGUGUGAUGUUUUACCUUCUUCAGAUACAGAGUUCAAUGUGAAGUAUUUCCUUGAUCAACUCAAGGUAGAUUUAGAGGCCAGAAAGUGCACAUGUAGGAAAUGGGACAUGUUAGGGGUUCCAUGUUGUCAUGCCAUAACAUGUAUAUUCUUUAAGAACAAGGAUGCUGAAACUUUUGUGGAUGAUUGUUAUAAAAAGGAUGUAUACUUGAGGGUUUAUGGUGGUUUUAUCCCUCCAUGUGAAGGAGAGAGGCAUUGGCCUAAGAUACCCUGCAACUUAGACCCCCCUGCCAUCAAAAUAGGUCCUGGCAGACCUAGAAAAAAUAGGAUCAAAGAUCCUUAUGAGAACCCAAAAAAGCCAGGCUCUUUGUUAAGAACUGGACUUGAAAUGACAUGUAGUCUCUGCAACAUUAGAGGCCACAACAAGAGGAGAUGUCCAGACAAAGACAACUUUGUUCACUCAGAGCCAGCAGCAAAGAGGGGAAGAGGCAGGCCAAGGAAAGAAUGGUCUGCAGCAAGGUCUUCUGAUCAGCAGGUAGUUGACCCCACCUAUGCAUCAACUUCUUCUGCAGGUGUUCAACACCAUUCCACCAUUGCACAGCCAAGUCAAUUAGGCAGGGGUGGAAGGGUAAUUUACAGUGGUAGGGGUGCUAGAGGUGCAGCUAGAGGUGGUGCUAGAGGUGGUGCUACAUCUGGUGCUACAAGUGGUGCUACAUCUGGUGCUAGAGGUGGUGCUGUUAGGGGAACCAGAGGAGGAAGGGGGAGAGGCAGAGCAGGGGUUGGUGUGUUGUUCAGUGCUGAUGGUACCCCAAUACUACAAGUAAGGUUCAUUUGCUUCUGUUUUGUGGUAUCUGUUUUCUUUAGCUAA